This is a messenger RNA of Syngnathoides biaculeatus (alligator pipefish), 1976 nucleotides long. It is a transcript of the gene mapk14b, whose product is annotated as mitogen-activated protein kinase 14b. The record is from RefSeq and is a predicted model, not a curated record. The transcript has 12 exons. Gene Ontology annotation, biological process: intracellular signal transduction; protein phosphorylation. Gene Ontology annotation, cellular component: nucleus; cytoplasm. The coding region runs from base 288 to 1370 and encodes 360 amino acids. Gene Ontology annotation, molecular function: MAP kinase activity; ATP binding. Lineage: Eukaryota; Metazoa; Chordata; Actinopteri; Syngnathiformes; Syngnathidae.
GCUCGUCCAACCUGACCCAACGCCUUUCGAAGAGGAAGUUACCUCCACCGAGAAGGUGCACGGAUCACUGGGGAGCAAUAUUCGGAACCCGUUUUGCACCGCGGGAUGCCCCCGAGUCCUCGUCCUUUUUCCUCCAGGAACCGCGGCUGUUUUUGUCGAGUUAUCAGCAAAGAGUAACGCAGCUUUAUCGUGAGUGCCACACGGGGAGGAGAAGGCACAAGUUUGCGCUGCCUUGUUUCCCCCCCCCGCCCCCCCACCUUGCUUCGGAGCCGCUUAAAUCCGCAAGAAUGUCGCAGGAUAGACCCACUUUUUACCGGCAAGAGCUCAACAAAACAAUGUGGGAGGUCCCGAAACGGUACCAGAACCUGUCUCCCGUCGGAUCUGGUGCCUACGGUUCUGUUUGUUCAGCGUUUGAUGUGAAGACAAGCCUGAAGGUAGCAGUGAAGAAGUUGUCCAGACCUUUCCAAUCCAUCAUCCACGCAAAGAGAACAUACAGAGAGCUACGGCUACUUAAACACAUGAAGCACGAGAACGUGAUUGGUCUCCUAGAUGUUUUCACACCUGCAACAAGCUUAGAAGAGUUCAGUGAUGUCUACUUGGUGACCCAUUUAAUGGGGGCAGACCUCAACAAUAUUGUCAAGUGUCAGAAGCUAACGGACGACCAUGUCCAGUUCCUCAUAUAUCAAAUUCUCAGAGGCCUAAAGUACAUUCAUUCUGCAGACAUCAUCCACCGAGAUUUGAAGCCCAGUAAUCUGGCUGUAAAUGAAGAUUGUGAGUUGAAGAUCCUGGAUUUUGGUUUGGCACGGCAUACGGAUGAUGAAAUGACUGGCUAUGUUGCCACUCGGUGGUACCGAGCCCCAGAAAUCAUGCUUAACUGGAUGCACUACAACAUGACAGUGGACAUCUGGUCGGUGGGCUGCAUCAUGGCCGAACUCCUCACCGGACGAACGCUGUUCCCGGGCACAGACCAUAUAAACCAGCUGCAGCAGAUAAUGCGUCUGACGGGGACCCCCCCAGCUUCCCUAAUAAGCAGGAUGCCCAGCCAUGAGGCAAGGAACUAUAUAAACUCCCUCACCCACAUGCCCAAGAGAAACUUUGCAGAUGUAUUCAUUGGUGCUAACCCUCUUGCUGUGGACCUGCUGGAGAAAAUGUUGGUGUUGGACACAGACAAACGGAUCACGGCGUCACAGGCGUUGGCUCACCCUUACUUUGCUCAGUACCACGAUCCGGAUGACGAGCCCGAAGCAGAACCUUACGACCAGAGCUUUGAAAGCCGUGAGCUGGAAAUUGAGGAGUGGAAGAGGUUAACUUACGAGGAAGUGAUCAGCUUUGAGCCACCAUCGUUUGACAGGGAUGAGAUGGAAUCGUGAAGAGGAGGAGGCCUCUAUCCUUUAUUAGAAACACACUUAUUUAAAAAAAACAAAAAACAAAAAAAAACUUGUGCGUCUGACUCACCCACUCUGUUCAUACACUCUCAACACCACAAUGUUCAAGUGCCUGCCAUAUUUAAAUCUCUCGGGGGGGGGGGGGGGGGUUCAUUUUCAGGGACUAAACUUGACUUUGUGUUUCUCUCUUUUUGUUAGUUUCUAUACAAGCUAAUGAUUUUGUGAAAUUAGCAACUAGUAUUGUAUUCUUUAGAUUCUCAGCAAAUUGGAGCAAUUUAUAUUUCAUUGAUAAUCAAAACCAUACUUGAUAAACAAGCAGGAUAAAAACAUUUCUAAGAGAUAUCAAAUGUAUCCUCAUCCACUUUCAAAUGAUAUAUUUUUGGACAUGGAAUUGUUUUAGAAUUACAACAAAAGAAGUGGUUGUUUAAGAAAAUAAUUUAGCCUGGCCAGUAAUCAUAUUGGAAGAGAUUUAAUAAAUACAGCAUGUUGUCUACAGUAUAUGUAACACACACACACCUCUGUGGAGUGCAGUUAAGGCUUUGUUUUUAUAUUUGGAUGGAAAGGCUUUCAUUGCUGCUGCUCUUUACAUCC